AUGUCCAUUAGCACAGCUGUGUUCGUUUUCGGGCUCUUGGCGUCGGGCCAGGCCUGGCUUUUUGGGGGAGGUCCAGCAUGGGACGACCUGAAAGUCACGUUUGGGAUCAAUCCUUUCGGGAACUCGUUUUCCUCGAUGCCAAGAACAGUUAAAGACGCUGUGUACUAUGGAUGGAAACUGGAUACUAGAUGCGGCAGCAACAGCCAGUUCAUGGGCAACCGUUACAUCAAGGACGGCGAUACAGCGGUGAUGUUGUUGUUUGAUAAGAACGGCUACAUUGCGGGUAUACAGGCUGGGAUUCCUAAGAAGGCUGGCACCUUUCCAUCAAGUAUGAGUGAGGACGUCAGAAAAUACUUCAUUGAAGAGAGCGACAAAUUCACCAUCACUGCCUACUUUACCGACCCAGGCAACAGCCAGUUCAUGGGCAACCGUUACAUCAAGGACGGCGAUACAGCGGUUAUGUUGCUGUUUGAUAAGAACGGCUACAUUGCGGGUAUACAGGCUGGGAUUCCUAAGAACGCUGGCACCUUUCCAUCAAGUAUGAGUGCGGACGUCAGAAAAUACUUCAUUGAAGAGAGCGACAAAUUCACCAUCACUGCCUACUUUACCGACCCAGCCACCAUCUGUAGCGCCGGACGCACUGCUGACCAGUACUCUGCUGACGGCACCGGUACUGCCCUCUAUAUUCAGAAAGGCACCAAUCCUGCCACUGAUUCCAUCGCCAUGCCAAUGUCCCAGGAUGACGUCAAGAACACAAUGUGGACAGAGGGGCAUUGCUUCUACGGCAUGGGCAAGCACUAUUGGUACAAUGUCCGUAAAGACAUGUCCUGCAACGAGUUUGUCCCAGUAUUCCUCUUGUACAAUGGAGGUAGAUUGAACGCGUUCGGCUGGGCGUUCAUUGGAGACUUUAAGUCACCCAGAUACGAACAUCCUGGACAGUCCAGCUUUAAGUGGUUUUUGGAUCCCGUCCCGACAUGUGUCACCAGCGUGGGUACAUUGUCCACCAUGCACAUCUACAUGUACAGCACGGCCAGAGUCAACACGUGCUAGGCAGCCGUCAUAAGUACCCCAGUUAUGCAAUGGGGCACCGAAAUUAAUGCGCACAUUAUUAUUUAUUUAUUUAUUUAUUUAUUUUUUGGGUUUCGUGAUUCUUGGUAUGAAGUUACAAAUAGCUGAAGUGAAAAAUAAAAAAUAGAAUCUGUACUUUUAAUUUUGAUGUUAUAUAUAUGAACAUGUAGAUAAUAUUCUGAUACGUGACAAUAAACCAGAAAUUAACUAAUCAGUAUUGACAGCUAAGAUCACGAUAAAGACACGUGAUGGUAAUCACUAGAUCAAGGGCUUUAAAUGGAUGCUUACGGUACAGAUACUCACAGUGUGUAUAGAAUAGUGUCUCCUUGAACUUAGUAUCCCACCUGGAUUCUAUUAUCCUGAGUUUUAUUGAUAUUAAGGACUGCUGCAAUUGUUUUUUUGUUAUCGAGUGUCAAAUGUCAUUCAAGAUAAAACUUCAAGUUCUGCACCAAAAACACUUCACGUUUGAAGCAGGCGAUUAAUU
Messenger RNA from Lingula anatina, 1552 nucleotides. RefSeq lists its product as uncharacterized. The record is from RefSeq and is a predicted model, not a curated record. NCBI's taxonomy places the organism in Eukaryota, Metazoa, Brachiopoda, Lingulata, Lingulida, Lingulidae.